Molecule: messenger RNA, 1619 nt
Organism: Rhodamnia argentea
Lineage: Eukaryota; Viridiplantae; Streptophyta; Magnoliopsida; Myrtales; Myrtaceae
Product: branched-chain amino acid aminotransferase 2, chloroplastic-like
Exons: 10
Coding region: 77-1327 (416 amino acids)
Biological process (GO): branched-chain amino acid metabolic process
Cellular component (GO): chloroplast
Molecular function (GO): branched-chain-amino-acid:2-oxoglutarate transaminase activity
Source: RefSeq, a predicted model, not a curated record
AGGGCAGCCACAAAGACCACAACUUCAUAUUCCCUUCUCUCUCUCUCUCUCUGAACCAGUCACGCGCAGAGCUAAAAUGGAGAGCACUGCGGUGUUAGCAGCUCAGCAGCCGAAUUGCCUGAUUUGCCCCUCCCGCCAUGGCCAUGCUCUCAAGCCGCCGUCGUUCUUCACUGAGAAGAGACACAUCUCUCCCACAUCUCUCAGGCUGCAGAAGCAAUACCCUCUUACUUUUUGCAGUUCCCUGCAACAACCGGCCCCUCCAUUGACAUGCAAUGCCAUAUUAUCUGAUACUUGCAGCAAUGAGGUAACCGAAUUAGCCGACAUAGACUGGGAGAACCUUGGAUUUGGAUUGCUUCCCACUGAUUACAUGUACACCAUGAAAUGUGGUCGAGAUGGCAACUUCUCUAAAAGUGAAUUACGGCGUUUCGGAAACAUUGAAUUGAGCCCUUCUGCAGGAGUUCUAAAUUAUGGCCAGGGUUUAUUCGAAGGUCUGAAAGCUUACCGGAAACGUGAUGGUAAUAUCCUUCUGUUUCGCCCAGAAGAAAAUGCACUGCGUAUGAGAAUGGGAGCUGAGCGUAUGUGCAUGCCAGCACCCACUGUUGAACAAUUUGUUGAGGCUGUAAAGGCCACUGUAUUAGCAAAUAGACGUUGGAUACCGCCGACCGGUAAAGGUUCUUUAUACAUAAGGCCAUUGCUCAUGGGGAGUGGAGCUGUUCUUGGUCUUGCCCCUUCUCCUGAAUACACCUUUCUAAUCUAUGUUUCACCUGUGGGAAACUACUUCAAGGAAGGUGUAGCACCGAUACAUUUGGUGGUGGAGCGUGAACUGCAUCGAGCUACCCCUGGUGGUACUGGAGGUGUCAAGACUAUUGGAAACUAUGCUGCGGUUCUGAAGGCACAGUCUGCUGCCAAAGUUAAAGGCUUUUCAGAUGUUCUAUACCUUGAUUGUGUGCACAAACAAUAUUUAGAGGAGGUUUCUUCUUGCAACAUUUUUGUUGUGAAGGAUAAUGUCAUAAGUACUCCGUCAAUAAAAGGGACAAUCCUACCAGGUAUUACUAGGAAGAGCAUAAUUGAUGUUGCUCGCAGUGAAGGUUUCCAGGUUGAGGAGCGGCUUGUAGCGGUGGAGGAGUUGCUUGAUGCUGAUGAAGUUUUUUGCACUGGGACAGCCGUGGUUGUAUCACCAGUGGGAAGUAUCACUUACCGCGAUAGAAGGGUAACUUAUGUUGAGGGGGUUUUUGGAGUUGUCGCAGAACAGCUAUAUUCUGUACUCACCAGACUGCAGAUGGGUCUCAUUGAUGACAAGAUGAAUUGGACCGUUGAGCUGAGAUAGGUCAGGUGAAGCAAUCGCCUCACUAGUUUGAUGUUUUCAAGUCUUUCCAUUCCUUUUCCGGUAAAGCUAUGUAGCUCAUUUUCUCUGGCCAGUGAUUGGUGUAGAUAGGUUUUCGAUGGAAUGGGGACAAAUGUUCUAAGACGGUUGCUUUGUGAGACCAUGUUUAGUCUUGGAGCUGUUGGUCUUCUCUUUGAAUUUCUUCCCACAAGUGAACAGCUCCUCAGAUGAAGGAGAGACGUUGGACUUUCCGUGCUUUAGAUUAGCAUAGCAUCAAUGUUUAAGAUUGUUUGUU